UCGACGGACUAAACAUCAAACGCGAAUUGACGUAGGCGUGAGACACGGUCGUAUCAUUGCGAAUAUCGUUAUCUGCUGCUCUCGGUCGUCGCUCGCUCGCGCCGCGCCGCAGUCCGACCUCGCCGCUCGUCCGCGGCGCCCGAGCCGACAUGCUGACGCUGCUGCUGGCGGCCGGCGCGCUGCUGGCGCUCUAUCUGUUCGGCACGCGCAACCACUUGUACUGGCGGCGGCGCGGCGUGGCGCACGACCCGCCGCUGCCGUUCGUCGGCAACAACGCGCGCAACUACUUCAUGCGGCGCAGCGUCACCGAGCUGGCCGUGGAGCUGUACCGGCGCCACCCGCGCGAGCGCGUCGUGGGCUACUACCGCGCCUGCCGCCCCGAGCUGCUGCUGCGCGACCCCGCGCUGGCGCGCCGCGUGCUGACGGCCGACUUCCCGCACUUCCACCCGCGCGGGCUGCUGCCGCGCCACCGCCCGCCCGAGCCGCUGCUGCGCAACCUGUUCUUCGCGGACGGCGACCUGUGGCGGCUGCUGCGCCAGCGCAUGACGCCCACCUUCACCAGCGGCAAGCUGAAGGCGAUGUUCCCGCUCGUCGUGGAGCGCGCCGAGAGGCUGCAGGCGCGCGCGCUGGCGGCGGCGGCGGGCGGCCGGCCGCUGGACGCGCGCGACCUCAUGGCGCGCUACACGACCGACUUCAUCGGCGCCUGCGGCUUCGGCCUCGACGCCGACUCGCUGAGCGACGACGACUCGGCCUUCCGCCGCCUCGGCGCGCGCAUCUUCCGCAUCGGGCCCGCCGAGAUGCUCGUGCUGGCGCUGCGCGACAUGUUCCCCGCGCUGUUCGGCGGCGUCAAGUCGCUGUGGCGCGUCGAGAAGGACUUCCGGCGCCUCGUGGCCGACGUGCUGCGGCGGCGCGGCGGCCGCCCGUCCGGCCGACACGACUUCAUCGACCAGCUGCUCGAGUGCCGCGCCAAGGGGCUCAUGGAGGUCGAGUCGAUCGAGCGCCCGCCGGAGCGCGUGCGCCUGGAGAUGGACGACGAGAUCGUGGCGGCGCAGGUGUUCGUGUUCUUCGCGGCCGGCUUCGAGACGUCGUCCUCGGCCACCAGCAUGACGCUGCACGAGCUGGCGCACCACCCCGCCGCGCAGCGCCGCGCGCAGGCCGAGGUGGACGCGGUGCUGGCGCGCCACGGCGGCCGCCUCGGCUACGACGCCGUCAAGGAGAUGACGUACCUCGAGUGGACGUUCAAGGAGGGCAUGCGCGUGUUCCCGUCGCUCGGCUUCCUCAUGCGCGAGUGCGCGCGCGCCUACACGUUCGAGGAGCUCGGGCUGACGGUGGACGCGGGCGUGCGCGUCAUGGUGCCGCUGCAGGCGCUGCACACCGACCCGCAGUACUGGGAGCGGCCCGACGAGUUCCGGCCCGAGCGGCACGACCCGGCGCAGCACGGCCCGCACUACAAGCUCGUCUUCCUGCCGUUCGGCGACGGGCCGCGCGCCUGCAUCGGCGAGCGGCUGGGGCUCAUGCAGUCGCUGGCGGGGCUGGCGGCCGUGCUGGCGCGCUUCACCGUGCGGCCGGCGCCGGGCGCGCCCCGCCGCCCGCGCCUCAACCCCGCGUCCGGCGUGGUGCAGAGCGUGGCGGGUGGCCUGCCGCUGCUGUUCGAGGAGCGCGCGCCGCCCGCCAGUCGCUAGCUGAUGGAGCUGUGCCGUCGUGCUGGCCGCAGUUCGGAUGUUUUAAAUAUGUGAAUUAGCACCCGGAGGAUAUAUAAACUUUCUAGAAUAAAAUAGUGAUACAAAUUCUACUUCUUUAUUCUUGGUAUAUUUUUUAAUUUAUAGAAAUAAAACUUACUAAUACCUCGUAUAUCUUUACUGUGCUAAUACUGUGCAUAUCACGAAACGCAAAAGAGAAUUAGGUAUUAAUUUUCAUUCUGCAGUAUUAGAAAAAUAAAAUACCUACAUAUUAUUAAAAUAAAAUUAAUUUAACGAAAGAAAUAUUUUUAUUUAUUAUAUU
Molecule: messenger RNA, 2001 nt
Organism: Bicyclus anynana (squinting bush brown)
Lineage: Eukaryota; Metazoa; Arthropoda; Insecta; Lepidoptera; Nymphalidae
Product: cytochrome P450 6B6-like
Exons: 1
Coding region: 150-1682 (510 amino acids)
Molecular function (GO): heme binding; oxidoreductase activity, acting on paired donors, with incorporation or reduction of molecular oxygen; monooxygenase activity
Source: RefSeq, a predicted model, not a curated record